Messenger RNA from Blepharisma stoltei, 622 nucleotides. NCBI's taxonomy places the organism in Eukaryota, Ciliophora, Heterotrichea, Heterotrichida, Blepharismidae. The record is from the annotation of a GenBank genome assembly.
AUGUACUUAUCCGCGUGGGAGGCAAACCAAACUGAUUUUGAACAAAAUCUCCUGGAUUUUGACAUGCCUAGCUAAUUUUCCAAGGAAAAAAGCCGCAUUUUCAUCAAUUCUUUACCCAAAAUUAUACAAAUUUGGUAAAAAUUUCUAUAAAAAUUCCCUAUUAAUAAUAAAUAAAUUUCGUUGGAACCCAUUUGACAUAUCCCUUAUAGAGAAGAGAGAGAGAUCUUCAUCAUUUGUCGAUCUUCUCUCUUCUUCAACGUGCUCAAACAUCGAUGAUUUCAGCUUUGAUCCCUUUGAUUUCGAAUGUAAAUCCCAGCCCAAAGAACCCUCUUUCAAUUCUUCUCUCAGCCCUCACAUUAUAGACGACUACGUCAAUGUUGAGGUUCCUAAAUUGCCAAUUGCUUUUCAAAUUCUGGUACCAACCACAAUGAAACGCAUUGGCACUUUAAGUCCUGAAGAGAGAAAAUUAAAAAUUCUCAGAUACCAAGAGAAAAAGAAAAGGAGACAAUGGGGCAAAAAAAUCAGCUACGACUGCAGGAAGCGGGUUGCUGAUAGGAGAAUAAGAGUUAAAGGACGAUUCAUAGGGAAAACUCAAGCUGCGCCGAUGACUAAUAGUGAUUAG